Messenger RNA from Nothobranchius furzeri (turquoise killifish), 4169 nucleotides. Lineage: Eukaryota; Metazoa; Chordata; Actinopteri; Cyprinodontiformes; Nothobranchiidae. The record is from RefSeq and is a predicted model, not a curated record.
CCCUGGUCAAGGUUGGCACAUGCGCAAAAGCAGCAUUUCCGGGUGCGACAUGUAACAGGCUCGUGUACGGUGAGGCAUCGAUACAACAUACAUAACCAAUGAUUCCUAUUUGCCCCGUUGUCUCCUUCACCUAUGUGCCCAGCCGGCUCGGUGAAGAUGCCAAAAUGGCUACCGGCAAUUAUUUUGGAUUUACCCAUGGCGCAGCAGCUCAGUACAGCCAGCAACCUGCUGCUGGGGUUGCCUACACUCACCCCACCACGGUGGCCAGUUACACCGUCCACCAGGCGCCUGUAGCAGCUCACACCGUUGCAGCAGCUUAUGCUCCAACUGCAGCAGCAGUAGCUGUGGCUCGACCUGCGCCUGUUGCUGUUGCAGCAGCAACCGCUGCAGCUUACGGAGGAUAUCAACCCACCCACGCUGCCACAGACUAUGGUUACCCACAGCGUCAACCUGAGGUGCCCCCACCACCACCACCGGUCACCUCUCAGACCUACCAGGAAUCAUACUCAUAUGUCCGCUCGACAGCAUCAGCUGUUGGUUAUGACGGUACGAAGCAGUACUACCAGCAGCCCACUGCUACGGCGGCUGUUGCUGCUGCACAUCCACAGCCCAGCGUGGCAGAGUCGUACUACCAAACAGCUCCUAAACCUGCAUAUACACAGGGAGUGACAUCUUACACCCAAACCCAGCAGACUCGACAGGUGACGGUGAUAAAACCAGCUGCUCCCAGUCCCGCUUCAUCCACCUUCUCCAUCUUCCCAGUGACCUCUACAGUCCAGCCUGUGGCUGCAGCAGCCUCUGUUGUCCCAUCUUACUCCCAGAGCCCAACGUACAGCACCAAUGCUGUCACCUACUCUGGACCCUCAUACUCUGGAUAUGAAGCAGCCGUCUAUUCAGCAGCUUCCAACUACUACCAGCAGCAGCAGCAGAAACAAGCAGUGGCAGCAGCAGCAGCUACAGCGGCCUGGUCAGGAAACACAUUCACUAAGAAAUCCACCUUCCAGAAUAAGCAGCUUCGACCCAAGCAGCCACCAAAACCCCCUCAGAUACACUACUGUGAUGUCUGCAAGAUCAGCUGUGCUGGCCCCCAGACUUACAAGGAGCACCUGGAAGGCCAGAAGCACAAGAAGAAAGAAGCUGCCCUCAAAGUUUCUCAGAGCAGCACCAGCAGCAGUGGAAGCGGAAGUGUGUUGGCCCGCAACACUCAGAACCAACUUCGCUGUGAACUUUGUGAUGUUUCCUGCACAGGUGCUGAUGCGUAUGCCGCCCACAUCCGAGGAGCUAAGCACCAAAAGGUUGUAAAGCUCCAUACCAAACUGGGAAAGCCCAUUCCUUCAACUGAGCCCAGCAUGUCCACUCAGACCUCUAUCACAGCUGCUCCCAGCAAGACCACCAUGGCUACCCUGAGCAGCUCCAGCACCACCAGCUCCAUGUGUCUCUCUGCCACCUCCUCUCCCACCACCAGUCCCAGCGCCUCCUACCUGAAACCAGUUAAUAUUGUCAGCGGCAGCAUGGCUGCAGUAAAGAACUUGGUGUCUAGUAACCUCUCUGCUGUCGGCUCUGCCUCUGCAGGCAAGAAAAUCAACACACCCAAGAUAAAUUUUGUUGGUGGGAAUAAAUUGCAUACUACUGGGAAGAUGGAGGAGACGAGAGUGGAGGUCAAAGUAGACAGCUGUAAGCCUUCAGUGCUGUCGUUGGCUUCUCAAGACUCCAAAACUGAUGUCUCUGAGUCUUUGUCCACAUCAGCUCUGAUUUCACUGCAGAGUGAUGUCCAACCUGUUGGACAUGAUUAUGUUGAAGAAGUUCGGAACGAUGAAGGCAAAGUCAUCCGUUUUCAUUGCAAGUUGUGUGAAUGCAGUUUCAACGAUCCCAACGCUAAAGAGAUGCACCUGAAAGGGCGGAGGCACCGCCUGCAGUACAAGAAAAAGGUCAACCCUGACCUGCAGGUAGAGGUCAAACCCAGCAUCAGAGCUAGAAAGAUUCAAGAAGAGAAGAUGAGGAAGCAGAUGCAGAAAGAAGAAUACUGGAGAAGAAGAGAAGAGGAGGAGCGUUGGAGAAUGGAAAUGAGGCGUUAUGAAGAGGACAUGUACUGGAGACGUAUGGAAGAGGAGCAGCAUCACUGGGAUGAGCGGCGGCGUAUGCCGGAUGGAGGCUAUCCACAGGGCCCUCCUGGUCCUCCUGGUCUGCUUGGAGUUCGACCCAACAUGUCUGGUCUGCAGCCACAGGGUCCCAUGGUGAGAAGAACUUUAGUGCCUCCCCGUCGCCCUGACUCUUCUGACGACCGAUAUGUCAUGAACAAACAUGCAAUCAUCUACCCCUCAGAAGAUGAGCUCCAGUCCAUUCAGAAAAUUGUAUCAAUCACAGAGAGAGCCCUCAAACUGGUGUCGGACAUCAUUUCAGAGCAGGACAGCCCUAAGGAGGAAGACGGGGAGAAGGAACCAGCCAAAGACAGAGUCCUGAAGGGAGUGAUGAGGGUUGGAGUUUUGGCCAAAGGUUUGCUUCUACGUGGAGACAAGAACGUGAACCUGGUUCUACUCUGCUCUGAGAAACCCACUAAGAGCCUCCUCACCUGCAUAGUGGAGCACCUCCCGAAACAGCUAACUAUAGUGACACCAGAGAAAUAUGAGGUGAAGGCAUCGAUCCCGGAGGCAGCCAUCAUUCUAACAUCUCUCAGUGAAUCAAAGAUGCAAGUGACAAUCACGCUGACUUCACCUGUCAUCAGAGAGGACGCUGGCCGGGAUGGAGAUGUAACCUCAGGUAUGGUGAAAGACCCAGCGGACGUCUUGGACAGGCAAAAAUGCCUUGACGCUCUGGCUGCUCUGCGCCACGCUAAGUGGUUCCAGGCUAGAGCCAAUGGCCUCCAGUCAUGUGUGAUCAUCAUCCGGAUCCUGAGAGACCUCUGUCAGCGCGUCCCUACGUGGUCACCUUUUCCUGGAUGGGCCAUGGAGCUCCUGGUUGAGAAGGCCAUCAGCAGUGCCUCUGCUCCCCUCAGCCCUGGUGAUGCCCUCAGACGUGUCUUUGAAUGUAUUUCCUCUGGGAUUUUACUUCCUGGUGGACCAGGACUGGCAGAUCCUUGUGAGAAGAAAAUUGUGGAUACUCUGUUGCCCAUGGAAGAGCAGCAGAGAGAGGACAUAACCUCAAGUGCUCAGUUUGCUCUGAGGCUGCUGGCCUUCCGUCAGAUCCAUAAAGUUCUUGGGAUGGACCCACUGCCACAGACGAACUCCCGCUUCAACAUCCGCAACAGCCGCAAACGUCGCCGUGACAACAGCGAUGGAACAGACAGCUUUGAGGGAGAAGGCAAAAAAGACAAGAAGGAUUAUGAUGGGUUUUAAGCUUUUUCUUUGUUAUUUAAAAAAUUCUUCAGAGAGAAAUGUACUUUACGUAUGCCUACUUCAUGUGUGCGUUUUUUUUUUUGUUUUGUUUUUUUUGAAGCUACGAAGCGUGUUUGCAGCCUAGACACCCAAAUGAUCUGUGUUCUUUAAGUUGUAGUUCUCCUGAAGCUUGUGCAUGAUUAACCCAUCUGGACACGAUGGGCUUCUCGCUCAGAAGAACAAUGGCUCUUCCAUCACAGCUGCUGCUGCCCCCUCUGGACUUUUCUGUUUCUGUUUUUAAGCUUUAGGACUUCAAAGUGACAUAGAGUGAGAAUAGCGUGUGUAUUACAAUGUAUUCCUGGUAUAAAGCAUCAAUGCCUUCAUUCAUCUGUACAGCUGCAUCCAGACUUCUCUGCUGUUGUUGUUACUGUUGGGAACUGAACGUGAAUAAUUCUUCUCAAUGCCAGUGAUGUCUGAUGCUGUGGUGCUUAACAUUUCUAUGCUUAACCAACACUCAACCUGAGAGGAGUACAGCUAUUAAUAUAUCUGCAUCAGUUGUGUAGUUGUGUGCCCUAAAACUUGGUUUUGUCUUUAUUAAACAUACAUACUUGAGAGUAUAUCUAUAACUAGACAAAUGUUCUAAAUGUUAGAGUCUUAGCUUUCUAGUGAAAUGAGUGGACCUGCUCACCUACUCCCACUGUUAGUUUCAUUUAUGUCCCUAGUUUAAGUCACCAUUGGCCUUUUUAUUUCAGUAGUGGGGGGGGGCUAAUUAUGUAACUGCCCUGGUCUUCUUUUGAAUGUUUGUUGUACUCGUUCUGCUCCAGUUCUGGUGGCAGAAUAAACACAUCUUCAAACGCU